AUGCUGGAGAACGCCAACGCUGUGCCGGUAUUUGCGGCAACGUACAAGGGGAGCGUUCCUCUGGAUACUGGCCGUCCGCAAGCUGACAUUCAGUCUGACUUCUUCCGCUCACAGGAAGCGGCCGAACUUCAUCUGCGGCUCCUUGCCAUCGAGCAGGGCUUCAAUCUCGUCGUGCAAAGACGGUACGAGUCCCGGCAGCAAAAGGACGGCAAAUAUAUCCACAAGGUUUGGGGGGCUACCGGCCAGGCAGGCCAACGCUUAGACUGA
This is a messenger RNA of Enterobius vermicularis (human pinworm), 267 nucleotides long. NCBI's taxonomy places the organism in Eukaryota, Metazoa, Nematoda, Chromadorea, Rhabditida, Oxyuridae. The record is from the annotation of a GenBank genome assembly.